AUGUUGUGGUCUCGCGCCUGGAAAGCCCUCGCGCUGGUGGCGGGUUUGGCGCCAACGAGUGAUGCUAUCACAUACUCGCCUCUGAAGCCUCCAUCGUACCCGCUGGCCGUGCGGAGCCCAUACUUGUCGGCGUGGAUCCCCGGCAAUGAAGUCGCGUCGAUUUCCAACAACAACGCGCAAUUCUGGGCCGGCAACAAGCUGAUCUGGUCGGUCAUCGCGCGGGUGGAUGGCGUCGCGUACAACUUGUUUGGCGUGGCCGUCCCUCCCAGUGGCACCCAGUCGGCCACCGUGACUGCGGCGACCUACACCUCGACCCAUUCCACCUUCACCUUGACCGCGGGAUCGCGUGAAUUCACCCUGGACUUCUUCUCGCCGGUGUCGCCGAAGAACUAUCUGCGGCAGUCCUUACCCUUUUCCUACCUGACGGUGACCCUCGCCGCGGGUGACGCGAGCUCGGUACAGAUCUACUCGGACAUCGAUGCGAGCUGGACCGGCCAGACGAGUGACUCCAGCUGGAGCUACUCCACCAGCGGAUCAACAGGCGUUUUUCAGAUCGAGGCGGUGGGGACGGCCACCUACUCGCAGAACAGCGACGGCCAAGCUCUGUGGGGCAGCGCCGUCUACGCCACUCGCCCCGCCAACUCCAGCUCGCUCUCCACUGCCUCCGGGCCGUCCCUAGCCGUGCGCAAGACAUUCGUCAACAGCGGCAAGCUCACGGGUAACCACGCCGACUGGAUCUCCACGGGCGUUGUGGGCUUUGCGCACGAUUUGGGAGCCACCGCCGCCGAGUCCACCGUGACCUUUGCGAUCGGUCACGUGCGGGAGCAGUCCAUCAACUUCUUUGACCAGGCACAAACCGGCUACUACCGCGCAACAUACUCCGACACCGUCGACGCGGUCGUGCACUUCUUGGACGAUUACGACGACGCCAAUGCUGAGUCGACUCAGUUCGAUGACCUAAUUCAGGACACGGGCACCUCCAGCCAUGGUUCCAACUACUCGGACAUUCUCGCACUGUCGGUGCGCCAGGUCUACGGCGGCAUUGAGGUGACCAUUCCGAACGACUCGCUCGACACGAGCGACACACGCGCCUUCAUUAAGGAGAUCUCCAGUGAUGGAAAUAUUAACACGGUGGACGUAAUCUACGCGGCAUUCCCGAUCUUCUACAUUCUGAGUCCCGAGAUCAUUAAACUGCUCAUUGCCCCUGUUUUCGAGUACAUGGGCACCAGUGCCUACACCAAGUCAUAUGCAGUGCACGAAAUCGGUGCCAACUACCCCAAUGCGACCGGCCACCCAUCUGACGGCGAGGAGAUGCCCAUUGAGGAGAGCGGCAAUGUGAUCUUCCUCACCUAUGCCUACCAGGCGGCCACCGGCAACACCGACCUGGCGACCACAUACUCGGUCCAGCUGAAGCAGUAUGCCGACUAUCUCUACGAAAACGGUCUUUACCCCGCAUCACAGCUGUCGCUCAACGAUGCGCUCGGCGAACUCGCUAACCAGACCAACCUGGCGGUCAAGGCUGCCGUGGGCCUCGCCACUUACGGGGCUUUAGUAGGCCAAAGCAACUACACGACUGCCGGCAAGGAAUUUGCAGACAAGAUCUGGACAGACCGCCUCGGAACGGACGAGGAUGGCACCCGCUUCUUGAUCCAGUACGGCAUCACCCCGUGGUUCCUGGUCUAUAACCACUACCCAGACCUGUUAUUUGGCCUGAAUGCCUUCCCCGACGAAGCUUACAUUGUCACGGCUGAAUUCUACCCGACUGUGCGCAGUGAAGCGGGGGUUCCCCUGGACGGAUCUAUCGGAUGGGGUCAGACGAACUGGCAGUCGUUCGUUGCUGCGACUGUCAGUGGCGAUACCCGCGAUCUUCUCAUCAGUGACUUGCACACGUAUGUAUCCAACGGGCUGAACUCGGCGCCCUUCUGCGAUCGAUAUUGGGUCGAGGAUAGUGGCAGCUACUCGGCCGGCCAGGAAUACUCCUUCCGUGCGCGGCCCACGCUAGGGAGUCACUUUGCGCUGGCGGCCUUGUCGGCAGGGAACACUUGGUCUUCCUGA
Penicillium canariense is the source of this 2055-nucleotide messenger RNA. Its product is annotated as glutaminase family protein. The record is from RefSeq and is a predicted model, not a curated record. Bases 1 to 2055 code for a protein of 684 amino acids. The transcript has 2 exons. NCBI's taxonomy places the organism in Eukaryota, Fungi, Ascomycota, Eurotiomycetes, Eurotiales, Aspergillaceae.